AUGCAACGGUCGCCCUUCGCUCCACUACCAGCGCAAUCUCCUCCGCUACACCACCCUGUACCGCAACAUGUCUCGACAGUGCCCAUGAUGCGUUCACCACCACCCCCAGCUUCUCAGUCAGGGUAUGACAACCCAUACCAGCCAGCUCCAGCCCAAGGGGGCAGUGGCACAUUUGCGCCGAAUUUUGGCGGGUUCAUGACAGACCCCACGGCUCAAAUGGGCUUCCAGGUUGGUAAGACGGCUAUGAUGGCUGGUCAAGAAUAUAUGGAACAAAAUAUAAACCGUUACGUCUCGAUCCCCGCGCUUAAACACUACUUCAAUGUCUCCAACUCAUACGUUUUGAGCAAGCUCGCGCUCGUGCUCUUCCCCUGGUAUCACAAGCCCUGGUCACGACAACAAACUCGAAUGGCCGCCACUGCAGGUCCUGAUGGUCAAAUACAGCAGCAACAUUAUGCUUCGGUCUUCCUUCCCCCACGCGAUGACCUCAAUUCGCCUGAUAUGUACAUUCCAACUAUGGCUUUUGUGACGUAUAUUCUGCUUUGCACUGUCAUGGCUGGUCUACGCGGAAGCUUCCACCCGGAGUUGCUAGGUUCUAUCACCACGACUGCUUUAGCCGUCGUUAUAUUCGAGAUUCUUUGCUUGAAGAUUGCCAUGUAUAUCCUCGCCAUUAGCAACGAUUCUCAACUGCUCGACCUGGUAGCAUACUCGGGUUAUAAGUUUGUUGGAAUUAUCGUUGUUUUGUUGGCAGCUGGAAUCGUCACUCCGGGACGAGGAACUGGUAGUUGGGUUGGCUGGGCUGUAUUUAUCUAUACAUUCCUUGCCAACGCUUUUUUCCUGCUACGAUCCCUCAAAUACGUUCUUCUUCCUGACUCAACCAGUGAUGCCCCAAUGCGUUCGGGCACGAUGCACACUGUGGCGCGCGGCCAACGCAACCGACGCACACAAUUCCUCUUCAUCUACUCCUACGUCGUCCAGUUCAUUUUCAUGUGGGUUCUGUCACGGGAAGGUCCACCUGCCGCCACAGCAGCUGCAGCUUAA
Molecule: messenger RNA, 1038 nt
Organism: Talaromyces marneffei
Lineage: Eukaryota; Fungi; Ascomycota; Eurotiomycetes; Eurotiales; Trichocomaceae
Exons: 3
Coding region: 1-1038 (345 amino acids)
Biological process (GO): endoplasmic reticulum to Golgi vesicle-mediated transport
Cellular component (GO): endoplasmic reticulum membrane; Golgi membrane; COPII-coated ER to Golgi transport vesicle
Source: RefSeq, a predicted model, not a curated record